CAGGAAAUAAAAUGGAGUAAAUUUUCAACAAUAAUUAGCUUAAUGAUAUUAAUAGUUCUUGGUGUGAAAACGAAAGGACAAGUUCCGGUUAAGAAAACCUGGUCGUAUGAACUAAAAUCAAUUAGUUCAGAAACUUCAGAUGCAGAAAAACUUAAAGUUGAUUUAGAAAUUCAAAGAAUUGCGCGUGGUGUCUUUGCUAUUUCCGGUAAGCUUUUCUUUAACGUUGACGUUGUUGAAGGUGAUUCUAAUAUGAUUGCAGCUAAAUCGUUUCGCAGUCCACAAGGUGAUAAUGACUAUAAAGUUUUACCCUUUCAAAUGCCUGCUACACAUCUUUAUAAAGUUCUUAAUACCCAUUAUAAAGAUGUUUUAAUGGAAACUUUAAAGGAAUGUUCUGAUUUUCCGGUUUUCGAGAAUACAUUCGAGCCACCUAUGGAAAAGAAAUUAUAUACUUUAGAUUCAUGUCAGUUCUCCCAGGAUGGAUUGCCCAAUCAUUUACAAGAUGGUUUCUAUAAAUUGUUAAUUAUUGGCUCCGGUGAAGUUGACUGGAAUGUUGAGGUAAUUGCUGAAGUAACUCAGGAAUUGUGAAGAAAAUCUAAAGCUAAUAGUAAAAUAAAUUUUAAUAUUAGAAACGCUUCGUACUAAAUUGAUACCAAAGUGUUAAUAAUUUUUCAAUAACAUCUGUUGUUAAUGUAUUUAUGGAUAGUUGUCAAAUCAAAAACUUAUAAAAAUAUAAAAAAUAAACGAUAUUAUCAAAUCAAC
This is a messenger RNA of Lucilia cuprina (Australian sheep blowfly), 759 nucleotides long. RefSeq lists its product as uncharacterized. NCBI's taxonomy places the organism in Eukaryota, Metazoa, Arthropoda, Insecta, Diptera, Calliphoridae. The transcript has 3 exons. The record is from RefSeq and is a predicted model, not a curated record. The coding region runs from base 43 to 585 and encodes 180 amino acids.